This is a messenger RNA of Raphanus sativus (radish), 1020 nucleotides long. RefSeq names its product ATP synthase subunit O, mitochondrial-like. Gene Ontology annotation, molecular function: proton-transporting ATP synthase activity, rotational mechanism. The record is from RefSeq and is a predicted model, not a curated record. NCBI's taxonomy places the organism in Eukaryota, Viridiplantae, Streptophyta, Magnoliopsida, Brassicales, Brassicaceae. The transcript is spliced from 6 exons. Gene Ontology annotation, biological process: proton motive force-driven mitochondrial ATP synthesis. Bases 84 to 806 code for a protein of 240 amino acids.
CCUUCCUCCUCUGACCAGUCUUCUUCUCUCUCUCUAUACUCUCAUUUGCUAGGGUUCGAAUCAGAUUAUCUGCAACAACAAAAAUGGCGUUGGCUGGUCGUAUCAGAUCCGGGAUCUCCUUCUUCAAGACCACCUCCGUCUCACCUGCUAGAUCUCACCUCCGUGGAGCGCCGCUCAUCCCCGCGUUGAGAGACUACGCAACAGCUUGCGCUCAGAAGACCGCCAAUGUUAAGGUGCCUGUUGCUUUAGUUGGUGAAUCUGGAAACUUCGCUUCGUGGCUGUACAUUGCAGCUGUGAAAAUGAACUCCUUGGAGAAGAUCGAGUCUGAUCUCUCUGAGCUCGUCGAGGCUAUGAAGACGAGCCCUAUUUUUUCGCAGUUCACUAAAGAUCCCUCUGUUCCUAGAGAGACGAGACUCGCUGCUAUCGUGGAUGUUUGUGAUAAAGCCAAGUUCGCAGAACCCACCAAGAACUUCCUCUCUCUGUUAGCUGAGAACGGGAAGCUGAAGAAUUUGGACGUGAUUGUGAAAAAAUUCAUGCAGUUGACGACAGCACAUAGAGGAGAUGUCAAGGUUUUGGUUACCACUGUCAUGCCGCUUCCACCUGCUGAGGAGAAGGAGUUGAAGGAGACACUCCAGGAGAUAAUUGGAGAAGGGAAGAAAGUAACUGUGGAACAAAAGAUUGAUCCGAGUAUCUACGGAGGGCUAAUAGUAGAGUUUCAACAAAAGGUGUUGGACAUGUCUAUCAGGACAAGGGCACAGCAGAUGGAGAGGCUCCUCCGUGAGCCUGUUGACUUCACCAACCUUUGAAGACUUUCCCCCUAAAGAAACGUGCUUGCUUGUGAUAAUGCUAUGCUCUAGAACCAGUUGACAAAUAAAAAUACGACACUCUCAUGAGAAAACAACAUAUAAACACUUGUGUCGGUUUUUUUGAGUUUUGUCGUUUCAUUUUACAAUUGUUGUUUUUUGCUUCGUAAUAAGCUUUUGAAGACAUCAAAUUUCAAUGAUACAGUAUUUGGGUUUA